AAAUGUGUACAAAACAUUCGAUAUAGACAGUUUUCCUGGUCAUUCACUCAUUGUUGAAAUAUUUGGUGUCGUAAUCGGACAAACAGCUGCGUGUGUGCCGUGUGUUGACGAUUAGUUGGCCGCUGGUCAUCGGAGUUCGACAGUAGAGCAACUGUUGUGUAAACAGGCGCACGGACAUCUAUAAGGACCAGUGCGAUCGGCAACGGUGACUGUUUGGGGCGAUCUGUCAGGUUCCGAUAAGAAGGUCAUCAUAAGGCCAGCAGCGCCUUCUCAGUCCUGUGCCGUUCGUAGCUCCUGCUGGAUGCUUUCUGGAUAUCCUUUCGAAAGAUGGCAUCUUUUAUGAGAAUGACUUCGUCUGCGAAGACUGUUUUUAAAUUCAGCACUCUGCUGGAAACCAAAAGAGGACUCGCCCAAAAAGUAUUCACUCAGAAAGUAUCAGUUAUUGGCGUUCCCUUCAACAAAGGACAGCCAAACCCUGGUGUAUCCAAAGGACCUCAGCAGUUGCGUGAUGCAGGUCUCAUUGGCGCUCUGCAGUCUGUGAAUUUGAAUGUUCAGGAUGUUGGUGACGUAGUUUAUGAGCCCAUACCUAAUUUGCCACCUCUGGAGAACUACCACAACAUUGCACAUGUAGCUGCUUGCCAAAAGGAGGUAUCAAACCAUGUGCGGGAAAUUGUGUCGAGCGGUCACAUGUGCCUCACAAUUGGUGGGGACCAUUCGAUUACUGCUGGCUCCAUCACUGGCAGUGUUAAUGGACUGGGAGAUAAGUUACCAAUUAUACUAUGGAUUGAUGCCCAUGCAGACAUUAACACAAUGUCAACUAGCCCAUCAGGAAAUGCACAUGGCAUGCCUGUUGCUCUUUUACUCAAAGAGAUUGCCGAGACAUGGCUUCCAGACUUGCCUGCAAUGGAGUGGUUGGUGCCCAAGCUCUCUGUGAAAGACAUUGGCUACAUUGGUCUACGUGAUGUUGACUCAGGCGAAAGGAAAUUCCUGUCUGAUUGUGGUAUAUUAGCAUAUAGCACAGAGGAAGUGGAACGUUACGGUGUUUCAGAUAUAGUACAGGCUGUACUUGCAAAACUUGACCCAAGUGGGUGUCGUCCAAUUCAUAUGAGUUUUGAUAUUGACAGCCUAGAUGUGAAUGAAGCACCAGCUACUGGAACCCCUGUACGAGGUGGACUUACACUACGAGAGGGACUGCAGAUUGUGGAGGAAGUUCAUCGCACCGGACGUUUGGCAGCUUUUGAUAUUGUAGAAGUUAACCCAGAACUCUCAGAUGAAAGGGGUGUUCAGCUCACUGUCGAGGCAGCAAUUGAAGUAUGCCGCUCCGCUGUUGGCUUUGAGCGAAGAGGAUGGCCAGCUGCAGGCAUUACCGUUGACAAAAGGUCAUGUAAUUAAUGCCAAGUGAUCUUAACACAGCACUGAGUUGUUAAAAAAAAAAAAAACAUUGCAUUGUUACUGUGGUGUAGUACU
Molecule: messenger RNA, 1467 nt
Organism: Schistocerca nitens (vagrant locust)
Lineage: Eukaryota; Metazoa; Arthropoda; Insecta; Orthoptera; Acrididae
Gene: arg
Product: arginase, hepatic
Exons: 7
Coding region: 328-1392 (354 amino acids)
Cellular component (GO): nucleus; cytosol; cytoplasm
Molecular function (GO): arginase activity; manganese ion binding
Source: RefSeq, a predicted model, not a curated record